Messenger RNA from Medicago truncatula (barrel medic), 1906 nucleotides. RefSeq names its product tetratricopeptide repeat protein 38. Gene Ontology annotation, molecular function: protein binding. Lineage: Eukaryota; Viridiplantae; Streptophyta; Magnoliopsida; Fabales; Fabaceae. The transcript has 14 exons. The record is from RefSeq and is a predicted model, not a curated record. The coding region runs from base 145 to 1551 and encodes 468 amino acids.
ACAUUGUAACAUUGACACGUAGAAAGAGAAAGAGAUGUAGUGACGAGGAUUGAUUGUGAAGUAGAACAAAAAAACACGAUCUAGUCACUUACGGUAAUUAACUUUGAAGCCUGAAGACUGUCUAUCAAGAGAUAGUGAAGAACAAUGGAAGGAAGGAUCAAAUUAAACGGUUGUGGGUACGAUGUUACAACUUCAUCUCAACUCUGCAUUUCAAUCAUCAACUCCUAUUACCAACAGGUUCUUAGUUAUGGUAGAGAGAGAAGUGUGAUUAUGGAAGCAGUGGUUCAUGAUAAUUACUGUGUGUUAGCUAACACUUUAGCAGCUCAUUUUAUUAACUCUUCUGAUUCUUCAAGAGCUGCCUCUUUACUUCAUACUGCUAAGUCUCACCUUGAACAUGCAACCUUGUACGAGAAACUAGUUUUUGAUGUCAUCAGUUAUUUGAUGUCCGAAGAUAGAGAUGACGAUGUAGCUGUCGAGUUGCAUUCUAAGCUUCUAAAGGAGUUCCCAAGAGAUUUGGUUUCUCUAAAGAGAGCACAAAUCUUGUGUUUCAACAUGGGACGGCCCGAUCUUUCUUUAUCCCUUGUUAAUCAGGUUCUACCUCAAAAUGAAGGAGAAAAUUUCAUAUAUGGCAUGCUUGCUUUUCCUUUGUUGGAGCUUGGACAAAUGAAAGAAGCCGAGGAAGCUGCCAAAAGAGGAUUUGAAAUCAACAACCAAGAUGGCUGGUCACAGCAUGCUACAUGUCAUGUUCUUCAGUAUGAGUGCCGUUUUAGAGAAGCCGUUGAGUUCAUGGAAGAAUGUUCGCCGUCAUGGAACUCUUUUUUAUCGUUUAUGUUGACUCAUAAUUGGUGGCAUGUAGCACUUUGUUACUUAGAAGGGAAUGCUCCAAUGCAACGUGUGCUCGAGGUAUAUGACAAUUAUAUAUGGAAGGAGCUAGACAAAACCGAUGCUACGGUUGCUGAGGUAUACUUAAAUGCUGUGGCUCUGCUUCUGCGGUUGUGCGUGCGUGAUGAAUUGGAGUUUUUUGGUGAUCGGCUCAAGAUGCUAGCAGAUCGCCUUGCUGAUCAAGCAAACUGGUAUUUAGAGUGGCACCUUGAUAUAUUGACAGUGUGGGCUUUGGCAAAGACUGGACAAAUUUCUAAAGCAGAAGAACUUCUUAAAGGCUUAAAAGAAAGGAUUUCGAGGAUGACUAAAAAGAAACAACAAAUAAUGCAGAAAGGAAUGGUGCUUGCAGAAGCACUUUAUGCAUAUGGAAGAGGUAACAACAAACAUGGAGUGGAAUUACUUGGUCCAGAUUUUGAUGCCAAUGAUUACAAGAUAAUUGGAGCAUCUGAUGAACAAGUUGAUGUAUUCAAUGAAGUUUGGUACAUCAUGUUGUUGAACAAUGGCGACGCAAUAAAGGCAAUUGAAGUAAUUGAGAAGCAAAUCAAGAAGAGAGACGGCACUGCUUUCUUAUGGCGUUUGCUGGAGAGAGGAUACAAACUAGCAAAUAGACCAGAAGCUGCAAUUGCAAAUGAAAAAGCUAAGGUUUUCGAGAGUGCUUAUUUUAAUUAAGAGAAUAAUCACAAAAUCAAAUCAUAACUGGUUCAAUGCGAAAUGUGAAUGCAUAAGCUAUCAAUACCAAAGGGAGUACUCAGCAUGUUGCAAUAUAUUAUUAUGUAAUGAAUGUAACUCAUAGUAUGAAAAAUAAAUGCAACUCAAAGUCAUGACAAUGACAAUGAGGCCAUGCUUGUUGAGUAGUGGUUGGUUAGGAGGCGCCUACCACCCCUCCCUUUUUCAUGAAUAAAAAUUAUGCUUUCAUACAGUUGAACACUUUUAGAAUUUGUUUGUGUUUACAUACUGAUACUGUAGCAGAUUCUACUGUGGACGUUAGACAAGUAUUGAAAAAAUCACACUAAAGUUUGUUGAA